AUGGCCGAUCGCUCCUCGUACCGGCACUCGAAUGCCUCGGAUUCCGACUCGCAACACACUUUCCAUGUCGCCCAACAUGCCCCCUCGAUACUGCCCAAACCACCGGCUCCCGCGGUCGUCCGACACUCGUCGGGGGACCUGAACGAGAAGCGAGAGAAUGGCAGCGACCAAGACCUCGAGAAGCAGGCCAACAGGUCGCCCCGCAGAAGUCCAGACAUGGCCGAGCGAUACAACCCGUACUUUGUUCAUUCUCCGUACGAUCAGUCAAGCAUGUCUUCGGCUGAAGACGAUCACCUGGUAGAUCAGCGUCUGCAUCUCGAGUCCAAGGCUAUCAAGAUAUUGGUAUGUCCAUCUAUCUAUAUUCCCAUAUCUUCUUGUGCUUACAUCUUCCAGCUGUACCUGUCUGGUCCUUGUGUCUUGGUUUCUUUUCUCCUCUGUAUCUGGUCUCUGGUCAUUACCUUCUUCACCGUUCUGACCUAUCCUCUACGACUCUUCUCAGCUUCUCGUCAACCCCUCUCAGACGAGCUUCGCUCUCUUCUCGCCCGCUCGAACCGUCUCCAACUCCGAGCAAUCUACUCUUUUGACAUUACUCAAGGAAAGAGUGUCUCGAGUCUACUACUGGUUCAUGUUCUCUCGCCCUUGGUCGCCAUGGUUGUGUCUCUCAGCGCCUGGGCGGUCGCAAUCUACUGGGUAUUCGCCGCCAUGAUUGGUGACCCUGACGGCACUGAAGGCGGAAAUGAUGGCAGAGCCACCGUUCUGGGUCUUCGAGCUUACUGGGAGAUGUGGCUCUGCAAGGCCAUGAUCCAAUAA
Molecule: messenger RNA, 810 nt
Organism: Aureobasidium uvarum
Lineage: Eukaryota; Fungi; Ascomycota; Dothideomycetes; Dothideales; Saccotheciaceae
Source: the annotation of a GenBank genome assembly